GCCUGGUUUCCCAGGUGUGCUGUAAAGCUCGAGCCACCAUACGACCGGGGCACCACUUGGAGCUUAGAGAUGCGCCGUGUUGGUUGCAACGGCAUCAUCGACGAGACGAAAGUGCGGGACGACAAGCUGCGUCUCUCUCCCUCUCUACAGCUUUGUUUGACGACAACUUGUGCUUUCGGUCUUCUCUCGCGAGUCGCCCACAUCUAGCAGCAAUGCCUACUCCCGAAUCGGCGGCCUUCCUGGCCAAGAAGCCCACCGUCCCGCCCACCUUCGACGGCGUCGACUACAAUGAUACGAAGCGCCUGAAGCAGGCCCAGGAUGCCAUUAUCCGCGAGCAAUGGGUCCGAGUUAUGAUGGGUCGCCUGGUGCGGGAGGAGUUGUCCAAGUGCUAUUAUAGGGAGGGCGUGAACCAUCUGGAGAAGUGCGGACAUUUGAGAGAACGCUACCUCCAACUACUCUCCGAAAACCGUGUCCAGGGUUAUCUUUUCGAGCAGCAGAACCAUUUCGCGAACCAGCCAAAGCAAUGAGUUCUCCACCAUCAUUCUGGGAGCAGACCGGAGGGUACAAGCUGGAGCGAGCUGAUUUGGGGCUGAAAUGAUCUGGGCAGCGAGAGUUUUGGCAGGGCAGUGCGCUCGAGAACCGGAGAGCGAGUCAGUCAUGGUCGAACCGGGAAGGGGCUCCAUAACAUCGCGGACCACCCUUUCAGACGUCCGGCUUCAGCAACCCCCAGAGGAGUGCUCGGGCCCUUUAAUGAGACUUACGAGCAGGCAUGUAAAUAUCAACAGAACUCGGCAACAACAGACACACGGGGGACUAGAGGAAUAACAGGACUCAAUAAUGACCUCCAUUUUUAUUUAUUCUUUUUGCACGUAUGUUGUCAGUACAGUUCGCAGAUCUAGACUAUAGAAUACAUAAAGUGCUUUGUCACGGCCCUAGUGACAGUUGCAGCUGUUCCUGUCCAAUAUCAAAA
Neurospora hispaniola is the source of this 970-nucleotide messenger RNA. Its product is annotated as NADH-ubiquinone oxidoreductase 12 kDa subunit, mitochondrial. The record is from RefSeq and is a predicted model, not a curated record. The coding region runs from base 213 to 527 and encodes 104 amino acids. Lineage: Eukaryota; Fungi; Ascomycota; Sordariomycetes; Sordariales; Sordariaceae. The transcript has 2 exons.